Messenger RNA from Naegleria lovaniensis, 888 nucleotides. RefSeq lists its product as uncharacterized. The record is from RefSeq and is a predicted model, not a curated record. NCBI's taxonomy places the organism in Eukaryota, Heterolobosea, Eutetramitea, Acrasida, Naegleriidae. Bases 1 to 888 code for a protein of 295 amino acids. The transcript has a single exon.
AUGAGCAAUUCCAUUACUUCCUCACAUCACUGGGUUCUUGCACGAGAACGAAUGCAAAACGAGUAUACUCAUCUCGAGAACAAGCUUGUGGCAGCUAAAAAAACGAAAGAGUUGUGGUUGGGUCUAAAAAUUGCUUUGGAUGUGGUUGGUUCCAAUAAUCCCUUGUUGGAUGAUUUCAUCAAGUUUAAUACCAUUUCACAGUUCCGCCAAAUGAUUGCCCUUGAGUAUGAUUUAACAGUCAAGCAAAGGGUUCUAAAUUCGACGUUAUUACUUCUCAACGAAGCAAACAAGGGCGCCAAAGCUCAAAGAACUGAAAGACUAAGACUGGGAAACACAGAGAAGCCAACCAAAUGUAUUUGUUUUCAUUCUUUGACUGGAAGUGUUUGUAAGGACAAACGAAUCUAUGUGAAUGCAGAUCCGUCCGUUCAAAUUGUUGAAAAAAAGGUAAACAACAAUGAAACUGUAAAGGCCCUAAACGAUGAUUACAUUCCAAAGACAUGCAAAGAAUACCACUCCAAUUUCAACGUCGGAGAGAGAAAAGAUGGUAUUUACCUUGUGAAGCCUUCUCGUGAAGUUGAAGCACUUCCCGUUUAUUGUGACAUGAAGGGAGGAGGCUGGAUGUUUAUAAAUGGACUGGGGACCUUAUUCGAUCCUGCAUCCUCCUCGUAUCCACUAUCUGAUAGCAUUCUAAAUUCCAGAGUCUUUAAACAAUUGCACGAAAUAAGUUCAGAAUUUAAGUCAACCGUUGGUGAUUACUGCUCAACGAACAGCUAUUCCACGACAAACGAUCCUCAGAGAGAUGUGGUAAUGCAAUUCUUGUGCAAAACACCUUCAAUUCAAGACAACAAGAAAACUCUUUUUUCCUUUCUCAAGUACUGGAUGAAAUAA